UUUUUCUUUUUUUUUUUUUGAGAAUUUAAAUUUGUUUUUAUUUCCCUUAAAAAAAAACAAAAUUUGGGCUGUGCCAUUUCUCGUAUUGUUGUUUAUUGUUGUUGUUGUUGUUGUUAUGUCUUCCUCCGCCCCUUCUUCCUCCGGUAGCGGACGACGGCGGCGAGGUGUUGGUGAUUUUGAUGGUCCAUCUUCAUCCCGCCGCCGUGGGGCCAAUGAGAUUUGGCCUGAGCCAUUUAUUGAAGCACUCGCCACUCAAGUCGCCAUUGAUGCUUCUCGCUCUCUUGGUCGUAUUCAUGCUGCUGCUGCUCUUUCAAAUGUUUUCCAGGUAUGUUCCACAUGGCGAGUGGUGUCUCGCUCCGAGCUACUGUGGCAUCGUUUGACUACUCGAAUAUGGGGUCGGACCUAUCGUCUACUCGACACGUGGCGCGAUGAGUAUGUGUACUGGCACACUAUUGCUCGUAAUUUUCGCACUGGUAGAUCUCUCCAUACUGUUCUCCGAUACGACCAAUCAGACGUGGAUGAACCUGAUGGUUUGAUGUGUCGUUGCCUUGCCAUCUCCUUGCGCCACUUGGCAUGCGGAUUUGCCGAUGGUACUGUCCGCCUAUUUGACCUUGCUACGCGGUUGCAUAUCACGACGUUUCGCCCUCACCACCGUGAUCGUCUUGGCCAGUUCUCGCGUGCUGUCUCCGGUAUUGUCAUCAUUGCCGAUGCCCGUCUCGUUUUUGCAAGCAUUGAUGGUGAUAUCCACGUUGGGAUCAUUGCCCCCAACCCUGUUGCUAUUUCCCCCACUCGUCGAGUCCACGAGGGUAAUGUGAUGAAUGAUGGCGUGUUGGUUGACUUUGCCGGCUGUGAUAGAUGGUGGGUUGGACUGUACGCAGGUGUACCUGGUCGUGCAUUUCACAUAUGGGACGGAAACAGUGAAGAACUCGUGUUCGUAGGUGGGUCGUUGACUGAUCCAGAAUCUGUAACAGGGUGGCACAUGUUGGCGGAGCUAACGGAGCAAGUUGGUAGGGUACGAGUGUCGAAUCAAGAAUCGGCAGUAGCAUGCACUAGCCUACAACUCAUGGUUUUGGACUUAAGAAAUCAAGAAGUGGUAUUAAACGAAGAGGAAAAUGGGGUGGUACGGAUAGUAACAUCAAUGGAUGUAAGCAAUGAGACUUACAUAGUGGUGGACGGAAAUGGGGUGGCCAUUGUACGACGAGUGGACACAAUGGAAGAAGUGUGCACGUUCACAGUAAGAGGGGCGGCUGACAGAGGGGUUGUGGGAUGCAUCAACAUGGGUUAUGCUGUGAUGAGUUCUGGUGGAACGAUUAGAGUUUGGGACAUAGAACAUGGGCAAUAUAUGUGCAGGUUUAGAGAGAGGAUUGGGGCUGCCAAUGCCAUCGUUGCCAAUGAUCGAUAUGUGGCUGCCUCCGCGUUUGACACAACUUUACAUCUGUGGGAUUUUGGUGCAUAACUAAAACAAUGUACUUUCUUUUGCCGGGAGAAUCCUCCACUGGUUUGGUUCUCAUAAACUGCCAAUUUAUGAAAACAUAAAUUCUUCAAUACUCUCUGCCUGCAGGUAUUAUUUGGUCAAAUUUUUGGCAAUAUUAUUAAUUACCAUCAGACAAUGAUUUUUUGAUUUUUGGUUUUCCUGUUACAAAGGAGAUUUUUAAUUAUCAUACUUAUAACGUGGGACCUACCAACGAGCUAAUAUAAUAGAUAAUAAUAACGAAUAAACUUUUCCAAGUCUUUUCUGUCUUCACAAAAGUAUGUACAAUCUUUUCUAACUUAGAUAUGUAUAGGGACAUGAAAUCUUAAACCUAGUGAUGCCAAAU
Molecule: messenger RNA, 1817 nt
Organism: Cucumis sativus (cucumber)
Lineage: Eukaryota; Viridiplantae; Streptophyta; Magnoliopsida; Cucurbitales; Cucurbitaceae
Product: transcriptional regulator STERILE APETALA
Exons: 3
Coding region: 116-1456 (446 amino acids)
Cellular component (GO): preribosome, large subunit precursor
Molecular function (GO): protein binding
Source: RefSeq, a predicted model, not a curated record